UAACCCAGUCAUUACUCUCGGCUUGAAAUCAAAUUUAAGUUUUCUAUACCGCCAGUCGUGUACAUUCUUUUUAUCGAAUCAGUCUGAUGAACUCGAGAGGAGGAUGCAUCGUGAUUCUGUCACUCCUUGUAGGGAGUGCGCUCACAGAAGAGACAGGAGAAAAGUUUGGCAUGACAGUCGUCGAAUCUCCAAACCCCAUGAAUUUUCCACAUCCCUUUGAUGAGUACGAGAAUUUAGGACAUUAUCACUAUGCGUCCGCGAUUCCAUAUCAGGACCAAAAUUCUGGAAAAAAUAAUCAAGGGAACACGCUCCAUGCCGCACAGCCUCGUAGGAAUUCCGGUCCAGCGGACUCGACCAUACAAAUGAAAGGGCAAGAGAUGUCAAAGCAACCCUUGGACACCGUCAGGGAUGAUCUCGAGGUUAAGAGCCGAGAACACGCUUCAGACAGCCUCAAAAGUGGUCAAGAGAAAAUCGUGGACAUACCAAUAGAGGGCGCUGAUGAAACCCUUGACACUUUCGUGGUCGACGAAGAAAAUCCCUCGACCAAUCACGUUGCCACUCCGAACGUGAGACCAAAUGAUGUUUCUCCCAGCAACACAGCGUCACUCUCAACGCUCCUACAAGGAAUCAGGGAUUUGCGUCUGACCGUCGGAGAAAUGGACGAGAAGUUGGAUAGAUUAAUAGAAAAGCUAAUUCCAAAUAACACCAAGGGCAAUCCAAUGAUCAGGAAAGGUGUCGCUUGGUUCAAUAAAUUACUACAUCGUGACAGCGUGCAGGGUCCAGCCAAGGUGCAACAACACCAAACAGACUCAGCAGAAGGAAAGAACCAUCAAACAAUGAGAUGGAUGAACUACUUCCGCAGCCCGUCUUCUUAAAUGUGAGGACCCUUGAUUAUAAUUUAUUGUGUGACAUCAUCAUGGUCAAAGAAACUGAACCACCAGUUGACAGAAGUCAAAUCACGAGAAAAAUGGAUAACUGAUUUAACGAUUAAAUUGUUUAAAAAAAUGACAGAUAUGUUUCAAAUGUACAUUUUAAAAUAGUGGGAAACUAAUUCAACCUCGGGCGCGGGCAUGGUUAACUUGGCAUUUUUUUUAUUGUAAAAUCUACAUUGAAACAUGUGUGUCACUUUUUCUAACUACAAAAUUGUUAAAUCAGCAAUUUAAUUUCUUCCGUGUGCCUAUUGAGAGAGGCAAUGGGACGGCUUCCUGUGUCAGAGGAUUGUGUAUUAAUGGUUCGAUCUGGAGUGAAGGGAUCAAAGCCAUAGGGUUUUAAUGGCAUUGCAUGAUUGCAGUGUUUGAUUUGACACUUCUUUUUUGUUUAGUGAAUAAAGAAAGAACUUUUGCAAAUGCUCAUCUAAAAUUGUACGCAUUUAAACGAAUGAAGUCCAUCAACGUGUUCGAAAAUUCGAUUUGAUUUUUGGUUAGCUAUAAUCUCUGUUCCAACCAUCAAAAUACGAUUCUGUGACAUACGGAACGGUUUCAAUCUUAGGCGAAUUGGACCAUUGAUGUCAGAUGCUGUGAAAUCAUAUGAUGAUUAUCCUUUUUUUUUUCUUUAUGAGCUUCAAACAGCCAUUUUCAGCCAUUGUCAUGCCAUUCAUUCUCUACACUGGAUAGUAUCUUACCAUGUCAGAGAGUGAACAAAUACGUAUUCAUGAAAUUAGGCUGCACAGAAAUUCAGCAUGUAUCCACAAUCUUAAAAAUAUACAUUUAUCACAAUUCUUAUUCCUCCUCUUA
Messenger RNA from Bemisia tabaci, 1733 nucleotides. Lineage: Eukaryota; Metazoa; Arthropoda; Insecta; Hemiptera; Aleyrodidae. The record is from RefSeq and is a predicted model, not a curated record.